AUGCUCUACAGAUACCAUGAUGAUAUUAAAUGGCAAGAUGGUAAAGAAGAGGACCACAAGAAGAAUCUGAACGCUUUAAAGACAGAAGCAAAAAAUCAUCCUAUAGCUAAGCAGCAACCAGCUCAACUAGCUCCCCAGCAAGCUGCCAAACCUAAUACACAGGCCGCUCCGCAGGGUCCACCAGGACAAACCCAGGCUAAACCCGUAGAGUCUCCUGAAAAAGAAUCAACUGAAUCUAAGGAACUCUCUCAAGAUGCUACUACUCCAGUUCCUCAAUCGUCCGAACAUGUUAAUACUACUUUAGACAUUUCAAAGAGGGAGGAUACGAAUGUAGGCACACAUUAUUAUCAUUCUACUUAUGAAGGGCCUGUCCACGAUUUCAAACUCAAAAGUGCCACCGUGACUAAAGUUGUAGACGCUGGAGUUGUAAUUUGGGAAGCUCCAAAGGGUACUAACCACAAAUGUACAUGGGCACAAAUAACAGUAAAAAAUGGUAAAGAAACCUUGAGAUUAGAAAUUCAAACGGGCAAGGAAGAACAAUUAUGGUUUAGGAAGAGAGAUGGUAAAUGGAGAAAACUAGUUCUAGGGAGCAGCCCCCAAAAAUCUCCCAAUCCCACUUCAAAGUCUCAUACUAAUUAA
This is a messenger RNA of Theileria equi strain WA, 639 nucleotides long. RefSeq lists its product as hypothetical. NCBI's taxonomy places the organism in Eukaryota, Apicomplexa, Aconoidasida, Piroplasmida, Theileriidae. The transcript has a single exon. The coding region runs from base 1 to 639 and encodes 212 amino acids. The record is from RefSeq and is a predicted model, not a curated record.